Messenger RNA from Trichoderma aggressivum f. europaeum, 546 nucleotides. RefSeq lists its product as uncharacterized. Lineage: Eukaryota; Fungi; Ascomycota; Sordariomycetes; Hypocreales; Hypocreaceae. Gene Ontology annotation, cellular component: extracellular region. The record is from RefSeq and is a predicted model, not a curated record. The transcript has a single exon. The coding region runs from base 1 to 546 and encodes 181 amino acids.
AUGGUGGUCAUCACGAAACUACUGUAUCUGGCGUUGACUGCCACCGUUACCACUGCUACUGCCAUCAUUCGACGCGAUGUUAUUGCCGUACAGAAUGAUAUUACACAAAAGAUGGGCCCAAGUUGGAAUACCCUCAACAACGACUUGAACGGUUUCCCAAAUAGCGGUUUUGUAGGAGCAAUUACUAUUCGAGACGAUAUUGCCAAUAUAGUCUCUAUUUUGGAGAGUACACUUUCUGAUAUCAAGUCUACUGGCGCAUUCGGCACGGUGUCUGGCACAACCAUCCUUGCCGACAUUCAGCUACAAGUGCCCACAAUGCUGGCUUCGUUAGUAACUAUAGGGGCCCAACAAUCAGCUUGGGAGGCUAUGCAGGGCGGAUCUUGGGUUUUAACCCAACUCGAGUCAAUGAGGAUCGCUACAUCAAAUUUUAUGGAUGCUGUUAUAGCAGCUGAGCCUCUUGUACUGAAGCCCGGUGCUCUGGCGUUGAAGACGGGGAUGACAGGUGCCUUUAACACAGCAAUAGCUGCCUACGCAGUAUCGGAAUAG